AUGGGUUGGGGUGGAAGAGCCUCCAAGCGAGGUAGUGGAGAUGGUGGAGGAAGAGAGAGAGACGCCACCACUUCUGGUUGCAUGUGUGCUGUUUUUCAGUUCUUCGACUUCCAUCACCUCCAGUUUCCUAAUUUACACCAGCAACAACACCCUCUACGCCCAGAAGAUCUCACUAUCCCCAAAGGUGUUGAAGCACCAAAGAACAGCUUGGAUUCAUCUGAGGGAGGGACUUCAUUUUCAUCUAUCACAAAAGAAGAAGAAAGUUUAAACAGUCCUAUUUUGAAAAUCCAACAAAUCAAAACAAGUGGAGGCACAGUUUCAGAUAGCAGCAGCUGCUCACCAGGAACAAAGACUCCAAGUCUUGUAGCAAGAUUAAUGGGACUUGACCUUCUUCCAGAAUCUCAGUCACCCUCUUCUACUUCGUCAUUAACCCCAAAUCCACAUUCCAUUUCAAAACCACAUUUGAAUCUACACCCUCUUCGGCCUCCUCGCCAAUCCCUCCAAAACACCAAAGAGGUCAAUGCAGCAGGUACUCGCUCGUUGCCGGAGACUCCUAGAAUAUCAUCAGCCAGAAGAUCGGACGUUGAUCACCACCACCGCCUUUCGCUUCAGAUCAACAAAGAGAACAUAGCCGUUGGCGAGGAGUUGGAGUUUUCGAGGCUGUCGUCGUUCAAAAGGAAGGAGCUACUCAAGAGUAUUAUUGCAGAACGUGAGAGUGGUAGGAGUCCAAGUCACUAUGCUAGGCAAAUCGUCAAACAGGUCAAGGAGACUGUGAGCAGGAAAGUUGGAUUGGUCGACGUUACAAACAUCACAAGAAAUGAUCAACACCUCCUCAAUCACCAACUCAAGUCGAAAAAACCAUCAACACCUUCUUCUUGUUCCCCAAGGCUCAGAUUGUCCGAGGCCAAGACUACCAAACCAAGCAGUACUAGUAUUACAGUAUCAACAACUUGCAAGGACCAAAUUCAAGUUGUGCAUCCAAAACCAAACAAUGUCAAGGUUCAAGCCAAGCCAAAGCCUCAAUCAUUGCAAGAACUGAAGCCGCCGCAGGCCACAACAAUUCAGAAGCGCCGAAAAAUGGUUGAAGGUGGGUUUAGUCCAGCGAAAUUGAAGAAGCAAGAAGAAGCGUUCGUUCGACCAUCAACGGCUCCCACAAGAGCUCAGCAGCAAUGCAAGAAAACACAACUGAUCUCGAACAAUCUUCUCAAUCUCCACAAUGUCCCUACUCUUCUUCCGAUCAAGAAAGACCCUUCACCGCCGGCGACCAAACUCCCACAAAAACAAUUCUACGAGCCAGCAGCUGCAGAGUCAGUACACAAUAGAUCAAGCAGCCUCCUCCUCGAGCCUUGUGCUCGCUGCUCGAGGCAAAACGACGACGUAGUACCUAAAGGUCUUGCCGCCGCCAGAACCACCGGUGGCGCUGGUGGUGUUGUGAGAAUAUCAGCAGAUGUGCGCCAGUACGUCACGAGAAUAUUAUGCCGUACUGGCAUAGAUAAAGACACACAAGUUUCAUUCAUCAACUGGUUCUCUCCGUCCCACCCACUUGACCCUUCCAUUUUCUACCACCUUGAAAACUCUGUUACUAGUUUUACCACAAGUCACAACCCUAGCCAGCUCGGCCUAAGGUGCAACCGGAAACUAGUGUUUCAUGUGGUGGACGAAAUUCUCGUCGAAAUCUUGAGACCCUAUCUCAACCUUAAACCAUGGGUUAACACAACAACAAGUGUUACAAAAUCUGGUUACAAGGGUUCAAAGUUAAUCGACAUCGUGUGCUACAAACUCCAGAGCUUUCCGGGCGCCGAUUGCCGUGUCCUGGAAGACAUCGACGCGUUGAUCGACGAGGACUUGCCGGAGUCGAAUGUGCAAAGUGUAAUGGCAUUGGCGUUUGAGGAAGAAGGAGAGGGGGUGGUGAGGGAGAUAGAGAAGGACAUAUUGGACACUCUAGUACAAGAAACGGCAAUGUGCCUAUGGUUUUGA
Messenger RNA from Fragaria vesca subsp. vesca, 1977 nucleotides. RefSeq lists its product as uncharacterized. Lineage: Eukaryota; Viridiplantae; Streptophyta; Magnoliopsida; Rosales; Rosaceae. The transcript has 4 exons. The record is from RefSeq and is a predicted model, not a curated record. Bases 1 to 1977 code for a protein of 658 amino acids.